GUGAACGAAUAGAUAGGACAAGGAGCGUGGCUGAUUGACCGCUGUAAGUUUUGCAAGAUGGGCAUCAACUUAGGAGAAGAGUUUCCCAACUUCCAGGCGCCAACAACCAUUGGUGACAUUCACUUUCACGACUGGAUGGGAAAGUCAUGGGCAAUUCUCUUCUCGCAUCCGGCAGAUUUCACACCCGUCUGCACGACUGAGCUGGGCAGAGUUUUGAAGCUCAUCCCUGAGUUCAAGAAGAGGAAUGUCAAGGUCAUUGCCCUGUCAUGUGAUGAUGUGAAGAGCCACAAUGAUUGGUCCAAGGAUAUCCAAGAUUUCAGUGGAACCAGCGGAAACUUCCCAUACCCCAUCAUCUCUGACCCCAAGCGAGAUUUGGCCGUUCAGCUAGGCAUGCUGGAUCCUGCUGAGAAAGAUGCAGCGGGCCUGCCACUUACAGCACGCGCGGUCUUUAUCAUUGGCCCAGACAAGAAACUCAAACUAUCCCUGCUCUACCCUGCAACCACUGGAAGGAACUUUGAUGAAAUCUUGCGGGUGAUUGAUUCUCUGCAGUUGACAGCAACAAAGAAAGUGGCAACUCCUGAGGGCUGGGUGCAAGGAGGAAAGUGCAUGGUUUUGCCAAGUGUAAAGCAAGAUGAACUACCAACGCUGUUCCCUAAGGGAGUGGAGGUGCGGGCUGUACCCUCAGGCAAGUCAUACCUGCGCUUCACAGAACAACCAUAAGGCUCAUCUGAAAUGCCAACGGGCCUGGACACGCACCAAUGGACACCAUUUAAUGCCGUCCAUCCAAGUCUGUAGGCUAUUGGGCACUGGAAUGAGCUGCAAAGAGUUUAAAUGCUUCAUUACUAAUACCAGUUUAUUUGCUUAUCUUCAUUGAUUAUGCCAGAAUUGAAUAAAGAAUUAAGACUUUUUAAAUUUUUAAGUAAAAUUCAUGAAGUAAAGGAGUUAAAGUCAUUGUAAAAGCUUGAGCAAACAGAAUGUGAUUAUGGGUCUUCCAAACGUUUUUUGCCAGUUUUUUUUUAAUUUGCUUUGGUUGUUCGUUUUUUGAAUCAUCACGUUUCUUAAGAACACAUCCAUAACUUGCAUUUACGCUGUUAUUUGUUUUGUCAUCUGUGACAAGAGAGCUGUAAAUUUAUGAAGUAUUAACAUUGAAGUGCUGUGGAUCUAUAUUUAGUGUGUGCAUGUUAAUAGUGAAGUUGAUAAAUUUCUUAUUUAGCUUCAUCUUAAAUUUAACAUGUUGGGCAAGUCUUCGUUAAAAAAAAAGAAAAGAAAGAAACAUGUCAGCAUUAUUAUAUUUACGAUAUAAAUAAGUUCUGUCUUCUACAAACUUGGAACAACUUUUUGUCAGCUUAACUAUAAGGUGGUUUUUAUGCUUUUGUAAUAAAAAAAAAAAUUAAUCCUGGAGAUUAAAGUUCAAAUUUCUUAAUUGCUCCAUGAACAAGUGCUAUAAUUGCCAUAGCAUAUAUAACACUAUGUUAAAAGAAUCUUAGUACAGAGGCAUGUGUUGUGCUACUUACUAUUUUAUUUAAAAUAGUUUUUAUGAAUAUGUUGUAGAACGUAUUAAAGGCAUUUUAACUGUAUAGACCAUAUCAUCAAAUGAGCAUGAUAUCAAGAAAUUUAACAGAUUAUUUGAAUUACAUGUAGUUUUUGUUAAAUAUCUACGAUGAUAUAUCCUACAUGAGGUAAAAUGUUUUUUUUUUUAUAUACACUUUAUCUAUAUUGUUAAUUUAUGCCACUGUCCAUUAUUUUGAAACAGAGUUUUCAUAUUGUUUUUUCACAAUAAACUUUGUUCUGUCCAGUAUUCCAUAAAGAUGUUUCUGUGGCAUGUUGAACAAUAUUUGCUUACAUUAAUGUAUACAUUCCAACAAUUCCUUUAUGUGGCAUUUUGAUUUGUUAUCUCACAGUGUGCAAACUAAACUCACUAUUGAAAGUUUCAUCAGGAGUGAGAAAUCCUUUUUGAAUUUUGAACCCAAAAGUUAUGAUUCUUUUAAAACUUCUUUCGUCCUCGGUGCUUAAUUUGGUCCAUCCACUUUAUACCAUUAAGACACACUAGAAUGGUGAUGCUUCACACUUUUAAUGGUUGUUUAGUGGAACUGUUAGUUUAUACUCAUAUAAAUCAGAAAUAAAGUGCUUUUUUU
This is a messenger RNA of Liolophura sinensis, 2135 nucleotides long. Its product is annotated as peroxiredoxin-6-like. Gene Ontology annotation, cellular component: cytosol; mitochondrion. The record is from RefSeq and is a predicted model, not a curated record. Bases 58 to 720 code for a protein of 220 amino acids. Gene Ontology annotation, biological process: cellular oxidant detoxification; cell redox homeostasis. Gene Ontology annotation, molecular function: peroxiredoxin activity. The transcript has 6 exons. Lineage: Eukaryota; Metazoa; Mollusca; Polyplacophora; Chitonida; Chitonidae.